Molecule: messenger RNA, 391 nt
Organism: Paralichthys olivaceus (Japanese flounder)
Lineage: Eukaryota; Metazoa; Chordata; Actinopteri; Pleuronectiformes; Paralichthyidae
Source: RefSeq, a predicted model, not a curated record
AAGAAGAAGAGAGGAACAGGAGGACAGAAGAAGAGAAGAGGACAAAGUUCCUCUUCUCCUCCACCUGCGGCUCGUGUCUCUGUCCUGAUCCCGGAUCAGCUGCAGGAUGUCGGACUCUGCCUCCAGUUUCCUUCAUAUCGGAGACAUCGUGUCUCUUUAUGCAGAAGGAUCUGUCAAUGGCUUCAUCAGCACCCUGGGGUUGGUAGAUGACCGCUGUGUGGUCGAACCCGGCGCCGGAGAUUUGGAGAAUCCUCCAAAGAAGUUCAGAGACUGUCUGUUCAAGGUUUGUCCCAUGAGUCGGUACUCGGCUCAGAAACAGUUCUGGAAAGCCAAACAAGCCAAACAUGAGAAGGACAAGAUCGCUGACGUGGUCCUGCUGCAGAAACUACAG